CGGUCGCGGACCCGAGGGCAGACCCAGGAAGGCGGCCCGGGCCGCGGGCUCCAGCCGGUGCAGCGGGCUCCCGGGGCGCCCGAACCUUCCAGGCCGAGGACUCGGCUGCAGCCAUGGGCUACCAGGCGCAGGGGCCCGACGUGCCUCGGCAGAGCCACCUAGAUGACAGAGAAGCUCUCAUUUCUGAACAUGAGCACAAAGGGAAAACUUGUCGUCAGUGCACGGCUGUUUUUAAUGUUGUCAACUCGAUUAUAGGAUCUGGUAUGAUAGGAUUACCUUAUUCAAUGAAGCAAGCCGGCCUUCCUCUGGGAAUAUUGCUUUUAUUUGGUGUUUCAUAUAUUACAGACUUUUCCCUUGUUUUAUUGAUAAAAGGAGGGGCCCUUUCUGGAACAGACACUUACCAGGAUCCCGACACUUACCAGUCUUUGGUCAAUAAGACCUUCGGCUUUCCAGGAUAUCUCCUCCUCUCUGUUCUUCAGUUUUUGUACCCUUUUAUAGCUAUGAUAAGUUAUAACAUAAUAACUGGAGACACUUGGAGCAAAGUUUUCCAAAGAAUCCCAGGAGUUGACCCUGAAAACUUGUUUAUUGGUCGCCACUUCAUUAUUGUGCUUUCUACCGCUGCCUUUACGCUGCCUUUGUCCUUGUAUCGAGAUAUAGCGAAGCUUGGAAAGAUCUCUUUUCUUUCUACAGUUUUAACAACUCUGAUUCUUGGAAUUGUGAUGGCGAGGGUAGUCACAUUGGGUCCAUACAUACCAAAAACAGAAGAUGCUUGGGUAUUUGCAAAGCCCAGUGCCAUUCAGGCGCUUGGCGUCAUGUCAUUUGCAUUUAUUUGCCACCAUAACUGCUUCUUAGUUUAUGGUUCUUUGGAAGACCCCACAGUAGCUAAGUGGUCCCGCAUCAUCCACGUGUCUACCUUGGCUUCUGUAUUUAUCAGUAUUCUCUUUGCUGCAUGUGGAUACUUGACAUUUACUGGCUUCACCCAAGGAGACUUAUUUGAAAACUACUGCAGAAAUGAUGACCUGGUAACAUUUGGAAGGUUCUGUUACGGAGUCACUGUCAUUUUAACGUACCCAAUUGAAUGCUUUGUAACUAGAGAGGUAAUUGCCAAUGUGUUUUUUGGUGGGAAUCUUCCGUUGGUCUUCCACAUUAUUAUAACAGUGGCUAUCAUUACUGUGGCCAUGCUUAUGUCAUUGCUGAUUGAUUGCCUUGGAAGAGUUUUAGAACUCAGUGGCGUGCUCUGUGCAGCUCCACUAAUUUUUAUCAUUCCAUCAGCAUGCUAUCUGAAACUGUCUGAAGAACCGAGGACACACUCAGAUAAGAUUAUGUCCUGUGUCAUGCUUCCUGUCGGUGCCAUGGUGAUGGUUGCUGGAGUCGUCAUGGCCAUCACAAAUCCUCAAGACUGCACCCACGGCCAGGAAAUGUUCUACUGCUUUCCUGACAAUUUCUCCCUCACAAAUAUCUCGGUUUCUCAUUUUCAACUGACAACACAACUUCCAGUUUUAAACAUCAGUAUUUUUCAAUGAGUCGACUGCUUUAAAAAGUAUAUAUGUUUUCAGAGACCUCUAAACUGAUAACAUUCACACGUUUUAGUCACACCAUGCAAAACAAAAUUAUUAUUUUGACAUUUAUUGAGACUUGGUUUUCUUUAAUCUUUAGUCCAAUAUAAAAGAUUGAGAGGAAAAGAAAAUUGAAUGUAUUUUUUUGUUUAUUGCUUUAUUUUUUUUUAAUUAAUGUUUUAAUGACUGUGCUGCAUUAAUCUUAUUUGCAGGAGGAAAAGUGAAGCGCAUGGCCCUUGCUGCCAUCCUCUUAAAGCAUUAUUCUUUUGUUCAAUAGGUGAGCCAACAUACUGCACUCUAAAAUACGUAGGUGAUUGUCGGUUGGAAUUUUGUGUGUGUAUCCUUUAUGAGAAAAAAAAAUUGUGUCUUUUAAAGUUUAUGGAAUCGAAGAGAAGGGAAACUGAAAACUAUUAAAGGGAAUAGACAUCCCAAGAGCAAAGUGAAAGUGUCCAUUAUAAUCUCAGCAGAUCCCUUGUUUAGAGUGGAGUGAAUCCCUGGAGAAGUGAAUAAAGUUCUUCCCAUGUUAAAAAGCAUGAAUAAUAGACUAUACAGAACAAGAUGUGUGGAAAUCAGGAUUACCUCUCAAGUUUUGAUCCUGUGGGAAUACAAUGGUAGUGCCAUUAAAUAAAUUAUAAAGCAGGGGGGAAAGAAACCACAAGUUGUUCUCAGGCACAAGCCCAAGAGAUCCAUUAUGUGUCAGCUUUGGACCUGUUGAAUUUCAAGUUCUGGUGGGAGCAUACAACUGGAAAGCUGAGCUUGGAGACUAGAAGCUUGCAAGUAGAAUCAGCGCUACAGAAGAAGUAUUCUCACUCCACUGGGAUCCUCAGAGAGAUUCUUGUUGACUGGAUUCUCCAGAAGCAGACACUAAGAUGGAGUUUGGCAUGCAGGGUGUUUAUUAAGGUUCCUCACUUACAGAAGAGAGGCAGAAAGCCGGAUCAGGAGGGCAAGGUGAACCACAAUGCAGGCCAACAAAGCCUCAGCCAAGUCUGUGGGAGACUGGAAUAUAUGUGACCCAUCAGAGCUGUCCCUGUUCAGGAAAA
Molecule: messenger RNA, 2596 nt
Organism: Canis lupus familiaris (dog)
Lineage: Eukaryota; Metazoa; Chordata; Mammalia; Carnivora; Canidae
Gene: SLC38A11
Product: solute carrier family 38 member 11
Exons: 13
Coding region: 114-1523 (469 amino acids)
Biological process (GO): amino acid transmembrane transport
Molecular function (GO): amino acid transmembrane transporter activity
Source: RefSeq, a predicted model, not a curated record